Molecule: messenger RNA, 299 nt
Organism: Notothenia coriiceps (black rockcod)
Lineage: Eukaryota; Metazoa; Chordata; Actinopteri; Perciformes; Nototheniidae
Product: group XIIB secretory phospholipase A2-like protein
Exons: 2
Coding region: 1-279 (92 amino acids)
Biological process (GO): triglyceride homeostasis; arachidonate secretion; phospholipid metabolic process
Cellular component (GO): extracellular region
Molecular function (GO): A2-type glycerophospholipase activity; calcium ion binding
Source: RefSeq, a predicted model, not a curated record
AUGGGGAUCCCUGCUAUGACAAACUGCUGUGACAUGCUGGACAUGUGCUACGACACUUGCGGCGUAAGCAAGAAAGACUGUGAUUCCGAGUUUCGCCUGUGUGUGCAUGGCAUCUGCUCCGACCUAAGGAAGAGUCUGGGCUUUGUGUCCAAGGUGAAAGCCUGUGAAUCGAUGGCAGACGCCCUGCACAGCACGGUGGGGACUCUGGGAUGCAGGCCUUACAUGAGCAGCCAGAGGGCGGCGUGUGUCUGCGAGGGAGAGGAGAGGGAUGAACUGUGACACAGAACACUGUGGACAAA